AUGGGUGAUUCUUACAUUCUACGUGUGGAACUCCACACGACUGCUCUGGCCCUGGGAGCCGAAGGCAAAGGGUUGCUCGCCGCAGACGAGUCCAAAGGGAGUAUCAAGAAGCGGCUGGAGAAGCUGAAAAAGGAGAAUGCCGAAGACAAUCGGCGUGAGUGGCGAGAUGUCAUGUUCACAGCCGAAGGCCCGUUUGAGAAGUACAUUUCUGGGAAAAUCAUUUGUCAGCAUCAUCAAGGAACGGGAGACCAAACCCUGGGUAUAAAGGUCGACAAGGGCACCGUGACUCUUCCACGGACGGUGCCAGAGGAAACAACAACCGAGGGAUUGUAUGGUCUGCUCGAAAGAUGCAAACAAUACUACGAGCGAGGUGCUCGCUUCACGGCUGUCUUUGCGGUCGACUUUGCUGGGCUGGUGCUGAAGGCUUCGAUGGUUGUCCCUGGCGACAUGUCUGGACAAAAAGCAAGUCCCGAGCAGGUUGCGGAGGCUGCAGUGCAUGUUCUCAGCAAGACUGUGCCUCAACCUGUACCAACCAUUGUCUUCCUGUCUGGUGGACUCAGCGAUUCUGAUUCGAUCUCGUUCCUUAACGCCAUCAACAAAAGGAAACAAUCGAACCCACCGGCGGCGCUUUGGGCCUUGACCUUCUCUUUCGGGAGAGCAUUACAAGGCGUCGCUAUGCAAGCUUGGGCAGAUGGAAAGCUGAAAGAAAGUCAAUCGAUGUGGGUUGACCAAGCCAAAUGGUCUAGAGAGGCUGCUGCUGGGAAAUACGAGAGCGGUUGCCCGUCAUAA
This is a messenger RNA of Fonsecaea monophora, 789 nucleotides long. RefSeq lists its product as hypothetical. Lineage: Eukaryota; Fungi; Ascomycota; Eurotiomycetes; Chaetothyriales; Herpotrichiellaceae. The record is from RefSeq and is a predicted model, not a curated record. Gene Ontology annotation, molecular function: fructose-bisphosphate aldolase activity. The transcript is spliced from 4 exons. Bases 1 to 789 code for a protein of 262 amino acids. Gene Ontology annotation, cellular component: cytosol. Gene Ontology annotation, biological process: fructose 1,6-bisphosphate metabolic process; glycolytic process.